Molecule: messenger RNA, 2013 nt
Organism: Plasmodium cynomolgi strain B
Lineage: Eukaryota; Apicomplexa; Aconoidasida; Haemosporida; Plasmodiidae
Product: splicing factor 3B subunit 2
Exons: 3
Coding region: 1-2013 (670 amino acids)
Biological process (GO): mRNA splicing, via spliceosome
Cellular component (GO): catalytic step 2 spliceosome; nucleus; precatalytic spliceosome
Source: RefSeq, a predicted model, not a curated record
AUGGCCGUGGCAGACCUGAUUGACAUUAAGAAGUUGAAGGAACUGCGGAGGACCAACCCCAUCAAGGCCAAAAAUCUCAUAAAAAAAAUAAAGAAGAAAAAUGCCAAGAAGGAAAAGAAGGACAAAACGGAGAGGAAGAUCGACACCAAUGGUGCUGUAAAAAGAAAUGCUGCGAGCAGCCACCGAUACGAACCCUACGUGGAGUACGUGGAGGAAGAUAUCGAUGAAGAAAUUUUUAAAAACUUCCAAGAUGUGUACAAAAAGUUUAAAGGGAACACGGAUGACCUAGCGGAAUAUGAACAGGAGAUGGAAGAUGAAAAAAAAAAAAAUCUGAAGGAUAGCCACUCGGAAGACGACUCAGAUGAUGACUCAGGUGACGACUCGGAUGAGGACUUGGACGAUGGAGGAGAAGAAGAAGAGGAAGAAAAUGGGGGAAAGGCAAAAAAUAAAGAACCCAUUUCUAAAAAAGCAUUAAAAUUGCUAAGUAGACCAUCCGUUGUGAAAUUAAAAGAAUUUGCAAAAAAACCGGAGCUAGUCGAAAUAUGGGACACGACAGCAAGUGACCCAUUUUUCUUUGUCUGGUUAAAAUGCCUAAAAGAUUCGGUGCCUGUGCCACAACAGUGGUGUCAAAAGAGGAAAUAUAUGCACGGAAAGAGAGGCAUUGAAAAAAUCCCAUAUAAAUUACCCCCCUACAUUGAAGAUACCAAAAUUAGUGAAAUUAGGCAAGCAAUAAAAGAAAAAGAAGAACAAAAAUCAUUAAAGCAAAAAAUGAGAGAUAGAGUCAGACCAAAGCUACACACCAUGGACAUCGACUACCAAACACUUCAUGAUGCUUUCUUUAAAUAUGCAACAAAACCAAAAUUAGUAAAAUUUGCAGAUGUAUAUUAUGAAGGAAAAGAAUUUGAGUUAAAAACGAAAAAAUUUCGCCCAGGAGUUAUUUCGGAAAAGUUGAGAAAAGCAUUAAACAUAGAUCCAAGUGAACCCUUACCUUGGUUAUUUAAUAUGCAGAAAUAUGGAUUACCUCCUUCUUUUCCAUAUUUAAAUAUCCCAGGGUUGAAUGAACUUACAUCGGAGAACUCAGCAGGGAUGACUAGCCAUGGCAACACAUCAGGUUUACACCCACAGAGUGGCAUGAACAAACCACAAGAAGAUGGAGCAAAAGCAAAAUACGAAAAUGUAGAUGACUCGGGAAAUAUCGUUUAUGGAAAUUUCAUAUCUCAUCACACAAGUGAUAACAGUAGUAAGUACCCUGAUGACUUCCUAUGGGGAGAGAUAGAUGAAACUUAUGUAAACUCUGAGGAGGAGGAAGAGGAAGAGGAGGAAGGAGAGGAAGAAAUGGAAGAAGCAGAUGAAGAGGGCAAAGAUGAGAAGAAGAGAAAAAAAAAAGGAUUGUCAAAAGAACAGAAAGAAAAAAUGGAUGGACUCGAUUCGGAAAAUGCAAAUCUGAAUUUGAAUGACGAUAUAAUGAAAGCGAAUUAUAACAGUGGACUGUACAGUGUUGCCACGAAUACGAAAAUAAACGGGUCGUAUACUCCCUUCAUGGAAAGCGGAGUAAACUCCGUAGAUCUUACUUCCUUCAUUUCUGGAUACGAAACACCUAAAUAUGUGUACAAUAAUAGCUACAUCAAUCCAGCACAUAUCAAGCCAUACACAGUGCUCCAAAAGGAAGAAGUACCCAUGUCAGGGAAUAAUUUAUUUGCUUCAAAUGUGAAAUAUAAAAUUAAUCCCGCUGUUUCUAUCAUGAGUAAGUCGUCGAACGUUUCAGAGGCAGGGGGAGGAGGUAUCACCCCUUUCAGCGCAGUCGCCAUGUCAACACCUUAUGCUCCAAGUGAGACGGGAAAGAAACUCCAAAUUAAUCCUCCACAGACCAAUAUAGAAGAUAUAAAAAAGGAGCUCAGCAAACAUGAGGAGUUGUCGAAUAAGGCGAAGCUCGUGUCGGCUCAGGUAGACCCACCCAAGAAGGGCAAGAAGGAGGAGAAGAAAAAGAAAAAAAAGAAGUACUUCAAGUUUUGA